AUGAGCGGGCGGUGCAGCGUACGAGCGGGCGGUGCAGCGUACGAGCGGGCGGUGCAGCGUACGAGCGGGCGGUGCAGCGUACGAGCGGGCGGUGCAGCGUACGAGCGGGCGGUGCAGCGUACGAGCGGGCGGUGCAGCGUACGAGCGGGCGGUGCAGCGUAUGAGCGGGCGGUGCAGCCGUACGAGCGGGCGGUGCAGCGUAUGAGCGGGCGGUGCAGCGCACGAGCGGGCGGUGCAGCGUACGAGCGGGCGGUGCAGCGUACGAGCGGGCGGUGCAGCGUACGAGCGUGCGGUGCAGCGUAUGAGCGGGCGGUGCAGCGUAUGAGCGGGCGGUGCAGCGUACGAGCGGGCGGUGCAGCGUACGAGCGGGCGGUGCAGCGUAUGAGCGGGCGGUGCAGCGGCCUUCGAGCAACAGCCCACGAGUACAUGGCGCUCUUCUUCCUGCAAAUCCCUCAGAACGAGCUUCCAUCUCUCCUCCAACCCUCGCACCUCCACUCCCCCCUCCUGCCACAACCACGGCUUCCCCACCCUCCCUUCCUCCUCUCAUCAACUCCCCAUACCGCCCCCCCACACCCUCCCAUCCCCCCUUCCUCCCUCCUCCAUCCCUCUCUCCAACCGUCACUCCCCCAUCCCUCCUCACUCCACCUCCCCUUUCUCCAACCAGUCACGUUCUUACCCUCCCAUCUGCCACCGUCCAAUCUUUUACCCUUCUCCACCCCUUCCUCCGUAUCUCCUUCUGCUCUCACCCCAUCCUCUUGCCUCGCUAUCACUUAUCCCAAAGAUGCUGCUGCUGCUGAUCCUGCUACUCCUGCUGCUGCUGCUGAUCCUGCUACUCCUGCUGCUGCUGCUGAUCCUGCUACUCCUGCUGCUGCCGAUCCUGCUAGUGCUGAUGCUGCAGCUGCUCCUGCAGCUGUGGGCUCUCAACGUUUGGCCAUCGUCCCCACAAACAACGCACACUUAGCUGUCAUUCCAAGAGCUGACCAACCCUUGGCUGUGAUUUCCGAAGCCAAUCAGCAGCUGGCUGUAAUUCCCCAAGCCAAUCAGCAGCUGGCUGUAAUUCCCCAAGCCAAUCAGCAGCUGGCUGUGAUUCCCGUUUUUCCAACGAGCCAGCAGCUCACGAUCAGCUCGCAAGCAGCGCAUGGGUUAGGGGCAGCUGUAGCACAGAAACUGGGUGCCACUGUAGAAAAGGAAGCAGGGGCAGCUGUAGCACAGGAAUCAGAAGCUUAUAAGGGGGAUGGGCACGUGGGGCGGGCUUUAAGAGCUGCUGAGCUGGCGUGUGUGGUUGUGGGGGGUUGGCCGUGGGACUUGGAGGAUCUAGGCUUGGAAGGGGAAGGGGAGGAGGGGGGAGAGGGAGGAGUGGGAGGAGAGGGAGAGGAUGGGAGGCGGGAUGAAGGGGAGGAGGGUAGGUUUCGGGGAUUGGAGGGAUGGGGGGUUGGAGGUGAGGGGAAUGGAAUGAAGACUGGUGGCGAGCAGGAAGGGGAGAGAGCGGAGAGGGGGGUGCAAGAGGUUAGGGGGGCGAGAGGUGGGAGGAAGAAAGCGAAAGGGAAAGAUAGGAAGCAGAAGAAGGGCGAAGGAGGGGCGGAAGGAGGAAAUGCUUUACAUGUAGCGAGUCAGCCCGUAAGGGAGAUGAGGGUGGAAGACAGGCUGAGGCUGUCCGAUUCUGGCUGCUCCACGUCUGACGCCCCUGUGCUUCGUGUUUACACUGCGUCACGUACAGUCACACCGCUUAAAGUCACACAAUCUCUCGGUGGGGCUAAAACGAAGGACUCUUCAAAGCCCAGCCAGUCAGCACGCAAGAAUGAGAGGCAGAGCCGUGUUUCUGAAUCUGUAAGGCCAAAAGGGGUGGGGGUGGGAGUGAGCAGAGGAGCAGCAGCAGCAGCAGCAGCAGCAGCAGGGAUGUUGGCGGGAGGGGGAGUAUCUGCAGGGUGGGAGGGUAGCAUGUGGUUGUGCAGGCGUGUGAGUGGAAGGAGCUUUUGGGGUGAGCUGUGGGAACUGGUAGGAGAUUUGUAUGUGGACCUAGAGACUAGGGUCGGAACAGGGUCGGAGCCUGAGCAAGCAGCAAGGCUCGGUGAUUCGAAGCAAGAGGCGAGACUCGGUGACCCAAAGCAAGGGGCAAGGGUUGGUGGUGCGAGGUUGGGCGAGGGGAGAAGGGAAGAAGGCAGUGUGGCUGUGCGGGCUGCAGCAGUGGCUGCAGAGGGAGAGGCAUCUGGGAGUGCAGAGCUGAGGAUAGAAGAGGAGGUGGCAAGGGAGGUGAGACGGGUGAGGAAGAAAAGGAGGCAGAGGGAGGGCAGUGGUCACGGGGCAACAGGCGAAAGGGUCGCGGCUGGGGAGGCAGCAAGGGCAGCAGCAGGGGCAGCAGAAGCAGUAGCAGCUGUAGCACAUGCUGUUUGUAGCGUGUGUGGGAGGGGUGGUUGUAGCUGCUUGAAUGAACGAGCACGACGAGACAACGGUGAAUCAGCAUCAGCAGCACCAUCAGCCCUUCCCCAAGCCGCCUGCUCUGCAACCAGCUGGAAGAGUCGUUGUUUUGGCCGACCGUUCGUGCUCGACCCGAACGCCAACUACCAAUCAGCAGCCGAGUUUUACUCCCGGGCAGCGGCUGCGUUCUCGGCCAAUCACGACGCGACAAGCAAGCAGGCGGUUAUGAGGAAACGCGGAUGGGCCUGCAACGAGCGCGGCCGGUGGCUUCUCAACUCCCCUUCCUCCUCCUCUCCCUCCUCCUCUUCCUCCUCUUCCUCUACCUCAUCUCCUCCUCCACCUCCCACACCCCCACACGCCACCAUAGCAGCAGCACGGGCAGCGCUGGUGGCGGCAGCAGAGGCAUUCUGGGAAGCGGGAGAUGCUCCCAAUGCUGCUCUUGUGCUCUGCAAUCUAGGCCAUGGGGAACGGGCAGAUGCUGAGGUGAUUGCUGCUCCUCUUCUCAUGCUCUCUGAGCAAGCAGGUGCUUCUGGCGUGGGCUUUAGUAAUGCUGCUUCUUCUGCUGCUGCUGCUGCUCCUGCUGCUGGGGCGCCUGUUGCUUUUGGUGCUGGGGAUGCCGCAACGAAUGUUAACGGCGGUGAAAGUGGUUCCGCUGGUGCUGGUGCUGGUACUGGUGCUGGUGCUGGUACUGGUGCUGGUGCUGGGUUCUCGGGCAAGUUUGAGAGAGCGAGGCAGCGGUAUAUGCGGGCGUUGGGGUGGUAUGGGGAUGCUCGCAGGGAGCUGAUGAGGAGUGUGGGGGAAAGUAAGGCCGAUGGUGCUGCUGAUGGGAGUACGGACGUAGCGGGAGGAGCAGGAGGAUCAGGGGGAGUAGGAGUAGGAGGAGGACGAGGUAAGGGUGGCGUGGGGGUUGAGAGUGAGUCAGCAGCAGCACGGGCAUAUGGGGUGGUGUGGAGCGAGGUGAACCUGCAAUUCGCCCACACUUACCUUAGAGUCGGCAUGCUUAUGGCCGCUGCGGAACGCCUGGGCCUCCCAAUGGUCCCUGCUGGGAACAGGAAAGAGAAUGCGGAUAGUUCCAGUUGGUUCGGUGGAGGGAGGGUGGAGAAUGAGAGAGGGGAUGGGGAUGGGGUGAGGGAGGAAGGCGGAGGGGGGGCAGGGGAGGGGAAUGAGUGGGAGUGGGAGGUGCGAGGGUAUGUUUCGGCGAAGGAUGCCUUGAGUAAGGCUCUGAUUCUGUAUGAGUCUCUAGGGACGAGCAGACAGCAAGAAGCUGCCUUUGCUCACUUCCAUCUUGCUGGUUACCACAGGGAUUGUGCCCUUCGUGCUGCUGCUGCUGCUGCUGCAGGAGGAUCAGCAGCAGGGGGUGUGGCGGAUUGGCAGCAGCAGCAGAAGCGCCUGGCAGCGUUAGCAGAGGUUCACUGGCACAAGGCAGUGUGCUUCUAUCGAGCGGAAGCACAUCCGGACAUGUUUGUGACUAUAUGCAUGGAGAGGGCGGGGCUAGCGUCUGGUCUGGGCGGGCAGAAGCAGCAGCAGUGGCAGAGUCACCUCGCGGCUCUGAGACACCUCAUGGCAGUGCAGGCCGCGCUAUCACCACCCCCAGGCCCCUCUCCCUCCCCAGUUCCCGAUUCCAAAACCACGGAGCACUCAAAGCAAGCUCACGACAAGGCGUCCCCUCUCUACAGUCACACGGCUGAGAGGCUGUGCCAUCUCGUACAGUCACACCUGAAGGCCUUGCUGGGCCUUGCUCUGGCAUCUUCCGGCUCAUCCCUCGGUGGGAGGAAGGCGGGUGAAGGUACAAGUGCAGCAGGCUUAGGGGUUGGGAGAGGUGGAGAGGAGUUGGUGGGAGUGCUUCGAGAGGCUUACAGGUGCUCUUUGAAGCUGGACAAGUGUGCAUUGAACCUGCAUUCGAUAUCUGUAUUGGUUGCUCGUUUGCAGUAA
Closterium sp. NIES-65 is the source of this 4347-nucleotide messenger RNA. NCBI's taxonomy places the organism in Eukaryota, Viridiplantae, Streptophyta, Zygnematophyceae, Desmidiales, Closteriaceae. The record is from the annotation of a GenBank genome assembly.